CUUACCUCUCUCUUCAACACACGCACGUAUGCAUGCACGUUCUCUGGACACCGUGACGUAUGCCCUGGCGCCCGGUUAGCUAGCUACUAAGCUAGUUAGCUUGUAGUUGACAGCAUACACUGGAGUCGGUUAACGUUAGGUAACUAAGACGUAACUAACGUUUUCUGCCCUGGUGACUGUCGACAUCGGCCAUGGACGACGAAAGCCACCCCAAAACCCUGUAUGUGGGAAACCUCUCCAGGGAUGUUACAGAGAUCUUGAUUCUGCAGCUCUUCACCCAGAUAGGACCUUGCAAAAGUUGUAAAAUGAUCACAGAGCAUACAAGCAAUGACCCUUAUUGCUUUGUGGAGUUCUUUGAACACAGAGACGCUGCUGCAGCCCUUGCAGCCAUGAAUGGAAGGAAGAUAUUAGGAAAGGAGGUCAAAGUAAAUUGGGCCACCACUCCAAGUAGCCAGAAGAAAGACACAUCCAAUCACUUCCAUGUUUUUGUGGGUGAUUUGAGCCCUGAGAUUACUACUGAGGAUGUCAAGGCUGCAUUUGCACCUUUUGGGAAAAUCUCGGAUGCCCGUGUUGUGAAGGACAUGGCGACAGGAAAAUCAAAGGGGUAUGGAUUUGUGUCCUUCUACAACAAACUGGACGCAGAGAAUGCCAUUGUUAACAUGGGGGGGCAGUGGCUCGGAGGACGCCAAAUCAGGACCAACUGGGCAACACGUAAACCACCAGCUCCAAAAAGCUCCCAGGACAACGGCUUAAAGCAGCUGAGGUUUGACGACGUAGUGACUCAGUCCAGUCCACAGAACUGUACUGUGUACUGUGGAGGGAUCCAGUCAGGAUUAUCAGAGCACCUAAUGAGACAGACCUUCUCACCUUUUGGUCAGAUUAUGGAAAUCAGAGUUUUCCCAGAGAAAGGAUACUCUUUCAUCAGGUUUUCCUCCCAUGACAGCGCUGCCCAUGCCAUUGUUUCAGUAAAUGGAACAGCCAUUGAAGGACAUAUAGUGAAGUGCUUCUGGGGCAAAGAAUCUCCCGACAUGGCAAAAAAUCCACAGCAGGUUGAGUACAGUCAGUGGGGGCAGUGGAACCAGCUCUAUGGAAGUCCACAGCAGCAGUACAGUCAGUAUGUGACCAAUGGAUGGCAAGUUCCCUCCUACAGCAUGUAUGGCCAGACGUGGAACCAGCAAGGAUUUGGCGUAGAGCAGUCCCAGUCACCGGCCUGGAUGGGAAGCUUCGGAUCUCCAUCAGCUCAGGCUGCAGCCCCACCUGGUCCAGUCAUGUCCAACCUAACCAACUUCAGCAUGGCAGGCUACCAAACGCAGUGAGCUGGUCCUAACCUAAGUGUCAUACCAAGGGGAUCUUGUCAACCCUUGAGACCACACAGCGCUCUUUCAUCUGGACUGCUGCUCUGGUAAAAGAAGGGCGGGGGCCAUAUUCACAAAGCCUUUGUAGCUAGUAGUUGCUUCUAAUCCAGUUUAACAAUUGUGUUUUAAAUGACUUGUGUUCAUUUCACCUAGAACUUUUUAAAAGUUUAUUUGAUGAUAAUUCAGAGUUACGUUAAGGAAAAGUGCUCUUGGGCUUCUGAAGUAAAGCCAAACCAACUGUCUUUGUCUGUCAAGUACAUGUUUAAGGACAUACCAACCUUUUGAAUGUUUGGCCUGAUGAAAAUCAGACCGCAUACGUGACAACAGGAUUUGCAGUGUCAGCAUGUUGACUGGACAGGUAUCUAGAGCUGCUUUCACAUAUGCACUGCAACCCUGAACUUUUCUAGACAUUACCCUGAAAAGCUGUGUGUGUGUGUGUGUGAAGCCAAAUAUCCAAAUCAGUUGAACCAGACAUUACACAGACUUUAUCCUGCCAGCUUCCUAGUACAGAGUCUGUUUAAUGUCCGAUUGAGCUGAUGUGUGAAUAGGGCGGGUCAUUGUCCUGAGAAUUCACAGUGAGCAGAGUUCAUAUGUGAAAACAGCUGAACAGACACAGACUCAUUGAUGCCUUUCGUCUCAUCACACAUCAUAAUACUUGAGCAGCGGGCCAAACCAUCAAAAAGUCAGAGUAAUCCUUAAAAAACUAACUGUUACCCUCUCAGACUCAAAAUAUGAGCAAAAUGUAUCUGAAAACCAUAAAAUGCACACAGAACAGCUGAGUUAUUUUGUGGAGCUAAAAGCACAUUUACUACAAGCCAUCAUGUUACUCCAGCAGCUCACUGGAAUAUGACAAGGAUUAAAAUCCUUUGAAACCUCAAACUUUAUAAUAUUAAUAUUGAAUUAUCAAACUAUAGCAAUAUCUGCUCUCCGUUUGCCAAUGUGGUUUUGUAAUAUUUUAAUAUUUCAGUGAAAAAUAGUUUGUUACAGACUCGUCAAGAUGUUUAUUUACUUGUCAUACUCGGGGCAUUUUUCUGUCAUUUUAUACAACGGAGGAUUAAAAUCCACUCAAGUCUUCACGCAUUGAUAAGUUAAUUUUUGUAACGUGUCAGUUUUUUAAAUAUAUACAGCAUACAGCGAUGACAGCAGUGUACAGAUUAGACAGGUGUGAUCAGUCGUCACGGAUUUGUGCGACAAACACAAGCACUGAGCCACAAGAACGAACCAACCUUGUAAAUGUUGGUCUGGGCUUAGCUUCAGCUCAUAGGUUACCUAGACAUUCAGUCCUGUCUUGAUAUAUAUUAAUGAAAAAUGCUUUGUGAAUAGGGGCCCUGGAACAGUAGUUUACCUUUCCAGUGUAUGUGAAGAGACUAUUUGUAUAAACAACAGUGGCUUUAAAGGAGAUUUUAACGUGAGGUGGUAUCUCUUGGGUAAAUUUUGUGUACAAAGAAAAUUUCACCUAAACAGCUCUCAAAGCAAAAACAAAAAAAAACAAAAAAAAGUUUUUCAUGUUUUGUAUCGGAGUGAUCCGCAUGUUCUUUGCAGACUUUUGAUGGAUUUUAGUUUACACCUUAAUGUAGCCUAGAUUGGACUAAUUUAUAAUCCUGUCUCAAAGGAAAGGCUAUAGCACAUGCUCUCUGUAUAAAGAAAAUAUUUUAAAAACAGCUUAACCCCCAAACUUUGUAAAGGUCACUGACGCCGAGUGCUGAUUCUGGGGCUGGUUUCCUAGAGGAAUAUUGAAUCUUAAAUAUUUUCUUCCUUCCUCUUUCCUCUUGUUAACCUCAUUUAAUUUAUAGUCAUUUCUUUCUAAUGGCUGCGAGAGUUUGCAAAGGACUUUAGAUUUCAUUUAGCACCAGAACCAGCCCCUUACAACAUCGCAUCAUGUUUUACAUCAUUGAAAAUGUAGUUGCUUUUUAAUCAUCCACUUGUGUCAAGACAAACUGUCCAGUGUUUUAGGCUUAUUAUAAUUAUCGAUUGUUUUACAUUAAUUCCACUGAAAGUGGAAGUUUUCCUAAACACGUCAUUGACUUGUCAGGGCAGCAGUUAAUUACGAAAUAUUUCCAAAUAUCCCAAGUAAAUUAUUUUUAAAAAAUCACUGGCAAAUUGUGACAAGGAUUUCUCAAAGACGUCCUGCUGUUUGGAUUUUAUUUGCAUAUGUGCCAUUCUGUACAGUGUACUACACUCCUUGUAAGCUCAUCCUCCUGUCCCUGUUGCACAAGACAACAUACUUGAUAAUGCUUUUGUUUGUUUGUUGAAGCUGCGGGGUGUUCAUUUAACAAAACAGGGUCUUGUUGGCUGAGAGUGUAAAUAUAAACCUUGAUCACGAACCUUCACGAAACUUAAGAAGUAAUGUACAUACUGUAGGUAGAAUGUUAUGAAAUAAAAUGGCAUCAUUAAAUUUCAGCAAUAUAAUUUAUGCAUAAGCCUUAAUUGAAGUGUUGGUAAAUUCAAACUUUGUGUUAUUUUCAGAGGCUUCAUUAUAGAUCUAAAUUGAUUUUCCCGUUUUUAAGUUUGUGUGCCAUUUUCAGGACGUAGCAGGAGGCAGGUGAAGAUUCAGCUCGAACUGCACGCUUGUGACAUGUAAUAUAUUUCUUGCUUAAAAUAAUGAAUGUAAUGGCAAUUUGCUUUUAUGACAAUAAUACAUGUAAGUUGAACAACGGAAGUGAUGUUUAAUAAUAAAGGAUGAAAUCAA
Molecule: messenger RNA, 4044 nt
Organism: Toxotes jaculatrix (banded archerfish)
Lineage: Eukaryota; Metazoa; Chordata; Actinopteri; Toxotidae
Gene: tial1
Product: TIA1 cytotoxic granule-associated RNA binding protein-like 1
Exons: 12
Coding region: 192-1316 (374 amino acids)
Molecular function (GO): mRNA binding; DNA binding
Source: RefSeq, a predicted model, not a curated record